Momordica charantia (bitter melon) is the source of this 1790-nucleotide messenger RNA. RefSeq lists its product as uncharacterized. NCBI's taxonomy places the organism in Eukaryota, Viridiplantae, Streptophyta, Magnoliopsida, Cucurbitales, Cucurbitaceae. The record is from RefSeq and is a predicted model, not a curated record.
CUAAAAAACCGGAAAUAUUGGAGGAGAAAAGAAAGUCAAAUUCCCCAAAACCCGUCUCCCUCCCGCUGCUGAAACUGCAGAAUUUUAAUUGGAAACGCCCCCAAGGCCAAGGUUUAACGUGAAGAUAAAUAUGAGCACAUCCAAUCCAAUUUGAGACUUUUUGCACCGCAACGCGAUCUCGGAAGAAGGAUUUUAAUUCACUUUUGGAAUUGGUUUUCCUCGUGAUUCCGAGGUUGCGGAACAGAUCUUGUCUAUCUUUAAUUCUUUAUAUGGAAAACGUAGACUGGGGGUGAAAGUUUUUUAGUAAUCAGUGUACUACGAGCUGAAAGUGAUUACUGUUCAAGUUGAUUCUUCAUUUUAAAAUCCUCGAGGUUACUUAAACUUAAAGACCCAUCCUCACUUUGUAAAUCAGCGACUAAGAUUGUAUCAGUAGAACUUGGAGGAUUGUAGAUAUCAUGGGAAUCCUUUAUCGCAGUUCUGUGAAUAGAAAACCGAAUGACAGCAUGAGGCUUAUUAUAAUAACUUUUGUGGGAGUAGCUAUGGGCUUUUUGAUAGGAAUAUCUUUCCCAACAUUAUCACUAACAAAGCUAGGUAUCCCCUCUGGCCUUAUCCCAAAUAUUGACCACGUGUAUAAUACUGACCUAAAAUCAGGCCCAUCUACUACCCAAACACCUCAAAAGUUGCCAUCUUAUACCAGGAGUGGUAAUGGAGACUUAAAUAAUUCUCGAAAUCUGAAUGGCACAUCAAAGAUUUGGGUUCCAUCAAAUCCUAGAGGAGCAGAAAUGCUAGCCCCAGGGAUUGUUGCAGCUGAAUCAGACUUCUAUUUACACAGAUUGUGGGGCAAUCCCAAUGAGGACUUAACUAGGAAACCAAAUUACCUUGUAACCUUCACUGUUGGUUAUAACCAGAGAGACAACAUUGAUAAAGCAGUAAAAAAGUUUUCAGAAAACUUCACAAUUCUUCUGUUUCAUUACGAUGGCCGAACAACUGAAUGGGAUGACUUUGAAUGGUCGAAACGAGCAAUUCACGUGAGUGCUCGAAAGCAAAGUAAAUGGUGGUAUGCGAAGCGAUUUUUACACCCCGACAUUGUGGCACCUUAUGACUACAUUUUUAUGUGGGAUGAAGACCUCGGGGUUGAGCAUUUUGAUGCGGAAGAAUAUAUAAAAUUGGUGAGGAAGCAUGGCUUGGAAAUUUCACAGCCCGGUUUGGAACCUAACAGAGGGUUAACAUGGCAGAUGACAAAGAAAAGGGAUGAUCUUGAAGUUCACAAAGAUACAGUGGAAAGGCCAGGAUGGUGCACUGAGCCGAAUUUGCCUCCCUGUGCCGCUUUUGUCGAGAUCAUGGCUCCCGUGUUCUCACGAGAUGCUUGGCGCUGUGUGUGGUAUAUGAUUCAAAAUGAUUUAAUCCAUGGCUGGGGUCUUGAUUUUGCCGUCAGAAAAUGUGUGGAGCCUGCACAUGAGAAGAUUGGAGUUGUAGAUGCUCAGUGGAUUGUUCAUCAAGGUCUUCCCUCGCUCGGGAGCCAGGGAGAAACUCAAAAUGGGAAAGCGCCAUGGCAAGGGGUGAGAGAAAGAUGUCGGAAAGAGUGGACAAUGUUUCAAAGUCGGAUGGCAAAUGCGGAGAAUGCGUAUUUCAAGUCAUUGGGGAUUGAUCCAUCAAAUUCAGCCAAACAUUAGGACCCAAUCAGAUUAUAUACACAAUCCAUUAUUAGCCACUUCUCCACUGAUUUGUAUAAAUUCGUUAAGCAUUAUAAUAAUAAUAAUAAUUUAAGAAGAAUUUCAUUUUGGUUGUCA